AUGUCGUCAGCACCAAAGCCAGCGUCGAGCGAGAACAUCAUCGCACAAAAGUUUGACCGUUGCCUGGCGGAUCUCAUCGUGAAGUCCGGGGUCGGCUUCAGCGCGGGCGUGAUCGCGUCCGUCAUCCUUUUCCGCCGUCGCGCAUGGCCGGUCGCUCUUGGGACGGGCUUCGGUGCCGGUAUGGCGUACGCCGACUGCGACCGCUCCUUCAACCCUGCAAGGAUACCGGGCACACGCGUCAUCCCUGCCUCAGAGGCGAAGAAGGACUGA
Molecule: messenger RNA, 270 nt
Organism: Epithele typhae
Lineage: Eukaryota; Fungi; Basidiomycota; Agaricomycetes; Polyporales; Epitheliaceae
Product: DUF543-domain-containing protein
Exons: 5
Coding region: 1-270 (89 amino acids)
Cellular component (GO): MICOS complex; mitochondrion; mitochondrial inner membrane
Source: RefSeq, a predicted model, not a curated record